AUGGAUCCUACUCAUCCUCCAGGGUUUACCCCAGUACAUGGGCAAACGUCAGUUCCACUACCUGGCGUCAUGGAGGGUUCAAUGCCAAGUAUACCCCCGUUCAUCCCUAAUAUACCAGCACAGGGGUUUCCAGUAGUGGGGACUCCCCCAUUAGUAGCUUUUGAUUUGGGGGUGAACAGAUCUGAAACUGAACGUCAAUACGAUGUACUAGAGGAACGUCUGAAAGCUAUUGAAGGAUCCAAUACAUUCGAUUCUGUAGAUCCCAAUGAUUUGUGCCUCGUGCCAAAGGUCACCCUGCCACCAAAAUUCAAAGUACCAGAUUUUGAAAAAUUUAAUGGAACUAAUUGUCCUCGAACUCACCUGCGCCUGUAUUGCCAAAAAAUGGCUGCCCAUUCCGAUAAUGAGAGACUAAUGAUGCAUUGCUUUCAAGACAGCUUGACAGGGGCAGCUAUCAGGUGGUAUAUUCAACAAGAUCGGACUCGGAUCCGCACAUGGAAAGAUCUGGCUAAUUCUUUUAUAGCUCAAUACCGCCAUGUUAUAGAAAUGGCACCCGAUCGUAUGACCUUGCAGAGUAUGCAAAUGAAGCCCACCGAAACAUUUAGAGAAUAUGCAUAUAGGUGGAGGGACAUGUCUGUCCAGGUCAAUCCUCCAGUGGAAGAUAGGGAGGCUAUUUCCCUAUUUGUGAAUACCAGUAAAGAAGGAAGAUCUGUGAAAAAGUGUGUAACUUUUAGAAUGUUUUUGCAAAAGAUGGUGGAUAACAAGUUUAUAGAGAUUGGUUGUACCCGCAAAAGUGGAGAGAUUGCAGUCAUUGGGGAAAACAGGCCGGUAUAUCAUCAGUGCACCAAUCAACCAUUUAUACCUACCAUGAACAAGGCUCUUCCCACACAGGAAGCGCCAGCUCGCUUGGUGAUCUCUACUCCCAGGCCAUUCCCAUACAAGAAUUCUUCUAAAACAAAUCGACAGAAUGCAGGGGAACCAGACAGGGCAGUGAAAAGUCCAAUAUCUAAUGGAGAGGCCGAAGAAUUCCUGAAGAUAAUAAAGCAUAGCGAGUACAACAUCGUGGACCAACUAAAGAAAAUGCCGGCUCACAUAUCUGUUUUGUCACUUCUACUAAAUUCAGAAACCCAUCGGGAGGCGUUACUUAAAGUCCUAAAUCAAGCCUACAUUCCCCAAGAUAUCAGCGUUGAUAAAUUCAAUCAUGUGAUCGGAAGUCUAGCAGCCUCCAAUUACAUCACUUUUACUGAUGAAGAAAUUCCGCCAGAAGGCCAGGGGCACAACAAGGCGCUGCAUAUAUCCACCAAAUGUAAGGAUCAUAUGAUGUCUCGAGUCUUGAUAGAUAAUGGAUCAUCCUUCAAUGUUAUGCCAAUGACUACACUGCAAAGGUUACCCAUUGACCCUUCUUAUGUGACACCAAACAAUUUGGUGGUGCGUGCCUUCGAUGGGACACGAAGAGAGUCAGUAGGGUCGCUUGACAUCCCUAUUCAGAUUGGACCCGUAACCUUCAAUAUCACUUUUCAAGUCAUGGAUAUUACGCCUUCAUACAGUUGUCUCUUGGGAAGGCCUUGGAUACAUAAUACUGGGGCAGUUCCCUCCUCUUUGCAUCAGCGAGUGAAAUUUAUAGUAGGGGAUAAACUGGUAUGUGUUUAUGGAGAAACCGAUAUAAUGGUUACUAAACCUUCUUCCACUCCCUAUGUGGAAGCAGCUGAAGAAGCCCAUGAAGAUUCAUUCCGAGCAUUUGAGAUCAUCAACGUCAUUACUAUAAUGGAGGGAUCUUUUAUCCCUCAACCUCGGAUCUCUUCUUCCACACACAUGGUGGCCGCUGAAAUGAUUAAAUCAAGGUUUUGCCCGGGAAAAGGGUUGGGGAAGUAUCUUCAGGGCAUCGCAAUGCCAUUGUUACCAGAAGGCAUGAAUGAGAGAUACGGCAUCGGAUAUACUCCUACUUUAGCUGACCAUAAGAAGAAGGCAGAAGAGAAAAGAAUAAUCCGAAUCGAGAGGCGCACAGGAAGAGUAAGUACCAAGUGGGGGGUAGAAGUCCCGCCAAUGAAUCAGACCUUUCGAAAGGGCAAUCAAGUCACUCUUGAGGAAGAAAUGAAACAGAUGAGCAUAUUGGCCUUAGAAUCAGGGGACCACAUGAAUGACUCGAGUAGAUGGAUCUACCCAUUGACAGGAGCAGAAAUUCAGAACUGGACAUCUUUUGAUUACCCAAUUCACUUCAUGGAUAGGGAAAAUAAUCAUACCAGUAUUCAGGAGCCAGAAAUUGAUGUUAACUUUGAAAACUUAAUCCUAGAAGCUGAAAUAGAAGAGGAGACUGACUUAUCACCUGAAAUGCAAAGAAUGUUGAAAUCAGAUGAAAAACCAACUUUAACUAGUAGUGACCCCACAGUCACAAUAAAUUUGGGGACUAAUGAGGAACCAAAAGAAGUAAAAAUCGGGGCACUGUUGGGAGGAAAAGAAAGAUGCGAAAUGAUAAACCUUUUGAAGGAAUACCAAGAUGUUUUCGCAUGGUCCUAUCAGGACAUGCCGGGUUUGGAUACGGACUUAGUAACACAUAAAAUACCCAUUUACCCAGAUAGCAAACCGGUAAAACAGAAACUGAGGAGAAUGCGCCCAGAUAUGUUGAUCAAAAUAAAAGAAGAGGUACAGAAGCAGUUUGAGGCUGGUUUUUUAGAAGUAGCCAAAUAUCCAGAGUGGAUGGCCAAUGUAGUUCCAAUAAUGAAGAAAAAUGGAAAAGUGAGAGUCUGUGUUGACUAUCGAGACUUGAAUAAAGCUAGCCCUAAAGAUAAUUUCCCACUUCCACACAUAGAUGUGCUGGUAGACAAUACCGCGGGACAUGCCCUGUUUUCAUUCAUGGAUGGGUUUUCUGGAUAUAAUCAAAUUAAGAUGGCCCCAGAAGAUAAAGAUAAGACCACGUUCAUCACCUUAUGGGGGACCUUUUGCUACAAGGUUAUGCCCUUUGGUUUAAAGAAUGCAGGGGCAACCUAUCAGAGAGCCAUGGUAACGCUAUUCCAUGACUUGAUGCAUAAGGAGAUAGAAGUAUAUGUGGACGACAUGAUUGUUAAGUCUCGAGAUGAGUAUAGCUAUGUGAUGAACUUAAGGAAGCUAUUUAAAAGGCUACGAAAAUGUCAACUGAAAUUAAAUCCAGAAAAAUGUACAUUCGGAGCUUCUUCAGGAAAAUUGUUGGGAUUUAUCAUAAGUGAGAAAGGGAUUGAAGUAGACCCAGAUAAAAUAAAAGCUAUUCGAGAAAUGCCUAGUCCCAAAACUGAAAAAGAAGUCAGGAGUUUCCUAGGCCAAUUGAACUACAUAGCUCGAUUUAUAUCUCAGUUGACUGCUACUUGUGAGCCCAUAUUUAAGCUGCUGAAGAAGGAUAACCCCGAAAAAUGGAGUGAAGAAUGUCAGAAAGCUUUUGAGAAAAUAAAAGAAUAUCUAUUGAACCCUCCAGUUUUGGUUCCCCCUGUACCUGGAAGGCCUCUUAUAUUGUACUUAGUAGUAUCAGAGAAUUCUAUGGGGUGUGUGUUAGGACAACACGAUGAGUCUGGAAGAAAGGAGCGCGCCAUCUAUUAUUUAAGCAAAAAGUUCACGGAAUACGAAUCUAGGUACUCUAACCUGGAGAAGACGUGUUGCGCUUUGGUGUGGGUGGUUAGUAGAUUAAGGCAAUACACGCUGUAUUACACAACAUGGCUGAUUUCUAAAAUGGAUCCGAUUAAGUAUGUUUUCGAGAAACCUGCAGUAACAGGACGGAUGGCUCGUUGGCAAAUGCUGUUGACUGAAUAUGAUAUUACAUAUGUGACGAGAAAAGCCGUCAAAAGGAGCAUUAUAGCAGAAUAUUUGGCUGAUAGGGCCGUUAAUGAUUACCAAUCCAUGGAGUUUGACUUCCCGGAUCAAGAUAUUGAUUCAAUUGAUCAAGAAAAGGAAGGUAAUGUUGGGUGGAUGAUGCUAUUUGAUGGGGCGACCAACGUAUGGGGGCAUGGAAUAGGGGCUGUACUCAUAUCACCAGAGGGUAAAUAUUACCCAGUCACAGCCAAACUCACCUUUCCGUGUACCAAUAAUAUAGCUGAGUAUGAAGCGUGCGUAUUGGGCUUACAGGCGGCUAUUGACCGAGGCAUUAAAAAAUUGAUUGUAAAAGGAGAUUCUGCUUUGGUAAUUUAUCAGUUGACUGGAAAGUGGGAAACCCGGGAUUCCAAAUUAAUACCAUAUCAGGAGUUCAUUCAGGAAAUGAUGCAGGAAUUCGAUACUAUCAGUUUUUCGCAUUUACCGAGAGAGAGUAACUUAAUCCCUGAUGCGCUAGCAACAUUGGCGGCUUUAUUUAAGGUUGAGUCCGGAAUAGAGAUUGAACCCAUUCGAAUAAGAAUGCAUAGGGAACCUGCAUAUUGUAUAAUGACGGAAGAAGCCGAUGGGAAGCCAUGGUUUCAUGAUAUCAAAACAUACAUUCAAUGGAAGGAGUAUCCCAUAGGAGCCUCUAAUAAUGACCGAAAGACAAUUCGGAGGCUAGCUAUGGGAUUCUUCUUAGAUGUGGAGAUAUUGUAUAAAAGGAACCAUGAUUUGACCCUCCUACGGUGCGUGGAGUUGCAAGAGGCAAGACAAAUCAUUCAGGAAGUACACGACGGAGUUUGUGGGACCCAUGUGGGAGGACACUCGUUGGCCCGAAAAAUCCUAAGGAGUGGAUACUAUUGGAUAACCAUGGAACGGGAUUGCAUAGAGUAUGUUCGAAAGUGCCAUAAGUGUCAAAUCUAUGGAGAUCGCAUACAAGUCCCACCCACUCAACUCCAGGUUUUAUCUGCACCUUGGCCUUUCUCAGCAUGGGGGAUGGAUGUGAUCGGACCGAUAACCCCGAAGGCUAGUAAUGGGCAUCGAUUCAUUUUCUUGGCCAUUGACUACUUCACAAAAUGGGUAGAAGCAGCAUCAUACUCUAAUGUCACUCAAAAUGUAAUCAAUCGUUUUAUCAGGAGAGAAUUAAUUUGCAGGUAUGGGAUCCCGGAAAGGAUAAUAUCAGACAAUGCUAAAAACUUGAACAACGAGGUCAUGACAAAAUUAUGUAGUCAGUUCAAGGUCAAGCAUCAUAAUUCAGCCCCCUAUCGACCUCAAAUGAAUGGAGCAGUGGAAGCAGCCAAUAAGAACAUCAAGAGCAUCUUGGAAAAAAUGACAAAGACCUAUAGAGAUUGGCAUGAGAAGUUACCUUUCGCUUUAUUGGCCUAUCGGACCACUGUUCGAACAUCUACAGGGGCUACCCCUUUCUCUUUGGUAUAUGGAAUGGAGGCCGUAAUUCCGAUAGAAGUUGAGAUUCCAUCGUUACGAGUCUUAAAAGAAGCAGAGUUAACCGAAGCAGAAUGGGUGCAAUCUAGAUAUGACCAGUUGAAUCUAAUUGAAGAAAAAAGAUUGACAGCUAUAGUUCAUGGGCAGUUAUACCAAAGGAGAAUGAUGAGAGCUUUUAACAAGAAAGUGCGUAUUCGACGGUUUCAAGAAGGAGAUCUAGUUUUGAAAAAGAUUUUACCAAUUCAUAAUGACCCCCGAGGUAAGUGGACCCCAAAUUAUGAAGGGCCGUAUGUGGUAAAGAAAGCAUUUUCAGGAGGUGCCUUAUUAUUAUCAGACAUGGAUGGAGCCGAUCUGGUGCACCCCACAAACUCAGAUGCGGUAAAGAAAUAUUUUUCUUAG
Messenger RNA from Malania oleifera, 5649 nucleotides. RefSeq lists its product as uncharacterized. The coding region runs from base 1 to 5649 and encodes 1882 amino acids. The transcript has 4 exons. The record is from RefSeq and is a predicted model, not a curated record. Gene Ontology annotation, molecular function: nucleic acid binding; RNA-DNA hybrid ribonuclease activity. Gene Ontology annotation, biological process: DNA integration. NCBI's taxonomy places the organism in Eukaryota, Viridiplantae, Streptophyta, Magnoliopsida, Santalales, Ximeniaceae.